Molecule: messenger RNA, 1389 nt
Organism: Tetrahymena thermophila SB210
Lineage: Eukaryota; Ciliophora; Oligohymenophorea; Hymenostomatida; Tetrahymenidae
Product: citrate synthase I
Exons: 3
Biological process (GO): carbohydrate metabolic process; tricarboxylic acid cycle
Cellular component (GO): mitochondrial matrix
Source: RefSeq, a predicted model, not a curated record
AUGAGAUCUAUCAACUAACUUCUUAAGCAAGCUAGCUUAUCCCAAAAGAGCCAAUACAACUUUAGUCAAACCAACUUAAAGAAGGUUAUUGCUGAAAUUAUUCCUCAAAAGCAAGCUGAAUUAAAGGAAGUCAAGGAAAAGUAUGGUGAUAAGGUUGUUGGUUAAUACACUGUCAAGUAAGUCAUCGGUGGUAUGAGAGGUAUGAAGGGUCUUAUGAGUGAUCUCUCUCGUUGCGACCCCUAUCAAGGUAUUAUUUUCAGAGGCUACACUAUUCCUCAACUUAAGGAAUUCUUGCCUAAGGCUGAUCCUAAGGCUGCUGACUAAGCCAACUAAGAACCUUUACCUGAAGGUAUUUUCUGGUUAUUAAUGACCGGUUAAUUACCCACCCACGCUUAAGUCGAUGCUCUUAAGCACGAAUGGUAAAACAGAGGUACCGUCAACUAAGACUGUGUCAACUUCAUUUUGAACUUACCCAAGGACCUCCACUCCAUGACCAUGCUCUCUAUGGCCCUCCUUUACCUCCAAAAGGAUUCUAAGUUCGCUAAGCUUUACGACGAAGGUAAGAUCUCCAAGAAAGAUUACUGGGAGCCCUUCUACGAAGAUUCCAUGGACCUUAUUGCUAAGAUCCCCAGAGUUGCUGCUAUUAUCUACAGACAUAAAUACAGAGAUUCCAAGUUAAUUGACUCUGAUUCUAAGUUAGAUUGGGCUGGUAACUACGCUCAUAUGAUGGGUUUCGAAUAACACGUCGUUAAGGAAUGUAUUAGAGGUUAUUUGAGCAUCCACUGUGAUCACGAAGGUGGUAAUGUUUCUGCCCAUACUACUCACUUGGUCGGUUCUGCUCUUUCUGAUCCUUAUCUUUCUUACUCUGCUGGUGUUAACGGUCUUGCCGGUCCCCUCCACGGUCUUGCUAACUAAGAAGUCCUUAAGUGGUUACUCUAAUUCAUUGAAGAAAAGGGUACCAAGGUUUCUGACAAGGACAUUGAAGACUACGUUGAUCACGUUAUUUCUUCUGGAAGAGUCGUUCCUGGUUACGGACACGCUGUCUUGAGAGAUACCGAUCCUAGAUUCCACCAUUAAGUCGAUUUCUCCAAGUUCCACUUGAAGGAUGACUAAAUGAUCAAAUUAUUACAUUAAUGUGCUGAUGUUAUCCCCAAGAAAUUAUUAACUUACAAGAAGAUUGCUAAUCCUUAUCCCAAUGUUGAUUGCCACUCUGGUGUUUUAUUAUACUCUUUGGGCUUAACUGAAUAUCAAUAUUACACUGUUGUCUUCGCCGUUUCUAGAGCUCUUGGUUGUAUGGCUAACCUCAUCUGGUCUAGAGCUUUCGGUUUACCCAUUGAAAGACCUGGCUCUGCUGAUCUUAAGUGGUUCCACGACAAGUACAGAGAAUGA